GGACGGAAUCCAUCCCCGGGCCUAUAAGUGUGGCUUCGGGACGGCGCUUCCCAUCCGACACCGGCGCCUUCGCGGACUGGGUCGCCUCCUCCGCCGCCGCCGCGCGCGGGGACGACCUCUCCCUCGGCUUCAAUGCCAGCGCGGCCGCCGCCGCCGCGGCCGCGUCCGCCUCCGGCGCCUCGCUGGCCGCGGGCCUCUGGGGCCCGGCGUCAUCCGCCUCCGCCGCCGCCAUGCGCCAGGCGGCCGCCAUGAACUACGGGAUGGCCGACGUCGGGAUGGUCGUCGUCGCGCCCGCCGCUUCCUUCCACCACACGCACCACCACCACCACCACCACGAGGCCGCCGCCGCCGCCGCGGCGGCGGCGGCUGCCGGCGAUCCCAUCUUCCCGCUGCUCUCCGGGGGCCCCUGCGUGCUUGAUCCGGACGCCGCCGCCAAGUCGGCCUCCUCCGGGGCGCCCGCCAACGCCAUCCAGUUCUGGCAGCCGCCGCCGCAGUCGCCGUCGUCGGCUGCCGCUGCUGCGGGCGCUAACCCUAACCCUAGCGCCAGCCCCUUCGCCUACCUCAAGAAGCCCCUCCCGAUGCUGGACGCCGGCGCUGGGUCCUCCGGCUCCGGCGCCACCACGUGCCAGGACUGCGGCAACCAAGCGAAGAAGGACUGCGGCCACAACAGGUGCCGCACCUGCUGCAAGAGCCGCGGCUUCGACUGCUCCACGCACGUCAAGAGCACCUGGGUCCCCGCCGCGCGCCGCCGUGAACGCCAGCAGCUCGCCGCCUCUGGCUCCGCAUCUUCCUCCCCCGCCACUGCCUCCGCGGCAGCCGUCGCCGUGUCCGCGUCCAAGAAGCCCCGCCUCCUCUCGUCGCAGACCACCACCUCGCACACGUCCACCUCCAACGCCACCACGCCACGAAGCUUCGACACCACUUCCAGUCACCAAGACGCGUCGUUCAGGGACAGCCUCCCGAGGCAGGUGCGCGCGCCGGCGGUGUUUAAGUGCGUGCGCGUGACGUCCAUCGAGGACGGCGAGGACGAGUACGCGUACCAGGCGACGGUCACCAUCAACGGCCACCUGUUCAAAGGGUUUCUGUACGACCAGGGCCCCGACGACGGCCGUCACGCGGCCACCAGCAACGACGAUUCCACGGCGGGAGUGCCCAACAUCUCGGAGCUCCAUCUCGGAGCGGCGUCUGGCUCCGGCGCCGGCGGCGUGAGGGAAGGCGGCACCUCGAUGGCGCCCACAGAGCUGUACGGUGGCGGAGGACAUCAUCCGCACAUUCUUGGCGGCUCGUCAAGCUAUGGUAACACCAUGAACUGAUCGAGUACGUAUGUUCCUUCUACACCGGAAGAGUAAGGUUACAUCGUCAAUUUCCAUUCUUUGUUCCUCUUCAUUGCUAGUAGCGGAGUUCAGUUUUCUCAACCUUCUGGUGGGCAUCAAUGUCUGUCAAUGCAUGGUGUUAUCCUGUUCAACUUCUUCAUUCCAUCGUGGUGUUAUUUAGUCAUUCGUUGGUGUACAAUAACAUCGAUGAAUUGUUUUUUUAGGUGUGCUACAACUCUAGCAAAGCAAGUACUAUUGCUAGUUCUUUUUUUUUCGCUACUACUACUAGUAGUUUGGGUAGAGAGGAGAAUAAUUGUUAGGAAUUGGAAAGAAGAUAGCCCAAGAUUAAAUCUUUCCUAGUAUUAUGCAUAAGAUAUUGCCUGCUGGUUUCUAGCCACUGGUUCAUAUGCUCUCAUGUUCCCAAUGCCUGUUGUUCGAUCCGUUUCCACAUUUGGGGAUGUGUUCUCGCCGUGAGGGUCACCUCCAGCCCAGCAGCUUGAGAGCCGUGCACUGUUGUGCCUCGUGAUUGAUACAUGUUCCAGCAUCCAGAGCUGCAAUGUUUGACUCCUCCCUCAUCUGAUUGGCCCGUCUCUGCUCUUUGCGUGCCCAAUUUGGCUUGCUGUAGUGACCAUGAGCUUCACUCGUUUCGCUGCAGUCCUUUGGUGUCUUCUCUUUUUCUAUGGGUCGGUGUGGAAGGCAUGGAUUCUUGCCAUGGCUUUGUGCCAUCUGGACGGAGCAUCUUCUUCUACUAGGUGCAUUGGGACUUGUAUUCUGGAGACCAUUGUGUAAUGCAUGUGAUGAGAUAAUCAUCCGGCUUUGGAUAUUAUAAACCAUGUCCAUCGUGCAUGUUACUCCAAUCCUAGCGUAUGUUACAGCCUGGUUCACCGCCGGUGAUGCCGCCGCGCGCGGCAUCCUUGUUUUGACACGACUAGAGGAGGAAGAAGAGGGCGCACGAUCAUGGCGGCUUCCUGCUCCCCCUUCUCCUUAUUUUUUGUGCAAGCCCCCCCAUGUUUAUUCCUUGUGCCGGAUCCCCUCGUGGUUGACAAGAUGUGAAACGAAAGAAAGGUGUCCAUGGUAAAAGCAUUGCCAUGCAUGCACUGAGAGCCUGUGCUUUUUGGGGACGGCUGUUUUGAUUUGGUUCGCUGUCUUCCAUUGCAGCAGCAGCAGUACUCCUUGCAUGUUUUUUACAGUGAGAGCUUUGCUCUGCAUUUCCAUCGAGUCAGCAUUUCUGCAUAAUAUGGUUAGAGGGUAGUAGGCCUCUGUAAUAAGUUUGGAGUACUACUGUGGAGUAGUAACUCUGUAAGAACACAAGUUCACUGCAUAGGGUUGCAUCUCCCGGCCGGCAUGAGCUGUGAACUUUUUCAAAUUUGGGAUUUUGUGUUGUUGGCCAAUCUUGUCAUCAUCAAAGCUGCUAUUAUCUCAUGUACUAGUACGUGUGAUCAUGUCACUGGUCCAUAUCGUCCUGUCCACUGCCUUCAACCUUCCGGGAGCACGUCUACUGUUCACAUUGCUUCUUUAUUCGGGGCUGUAGACACUAGACAUUAUGCGUGCAACAUGGACACCGUGAAUUGUGGUAAAGCUUUCUUGCAAACUGAAGACUUUUGUUUACAACUUACUAUUCCAGGUCAUGCUCGCCUUUGUUUUUGUCGUUGCCUACUUUCGUUACUCCAGAGAACACUGUUUACUGGAAUGGGUUUCCUGAAUUUACCAAUUGGAGUAUUCUACGGAAAAAUCUAAUAUAAUAUUCAUAAUUUUUUAUUACGGUUGUUGGCAUUUUGUUGCUUAUUUUUGCUGUACUGAAACGCAACUAAGCAAGGUGAAGUAACGUGUGCUACUUGGACAGUCUGACGGCAAUGAAUGGUCCUGUUGGGUCAUAUGAUUGGUUCAAUCGUUUUGUUUUGUAUACAUUGUGGACAACUGCAAUCUGCAUAUUUAUCACAUGCAUAAAUUUUCUUGUUGGCAAGUUGCAUUUUCUGAUGGGUCUCUAUCCUGCAAAUAAAUUGGAUGCGUCUAAAACAUGAAUGUCUGUUUGCUGUCUUUUGUUAUUAUGCCAAUCAUAUUGACUGGAUCAACUAUAGUGUUUAUAUGUGUAUGAUCUAUUCUAUUGCGAUCUGAAUAUAUUUAAGCAUGCAUUUGGACACUAUGCCAGUCCAAUUGACUGGAUCACCUUGCAGUCUUUCAGCUGCCUACGAAAGUCACUUACUUAGUGUUUAAAUGUUUAUGAUCUAUUCUAUUGCGAUCUGAAUGCAUUUAACCGCGUACUUGGACUGAACUCAAGUUAUGUUUCUUGUCCUACAAAUUUCUACAUCAUAACUCCAAACAUAAGCAAAAGGUACUUCUAUUAUGCGCUGAUUCAUAUGUUGUAUUUGCUGAUUAGAGGAAUGGACUAUUGAAUUUGCAGUGUUCCAGUUAAGAUAACUCCUGUAUGUUUGAAGCAUAGUGACUAUUCUAAUGUUGGUGUUGCCCAACUAAAAAUUUGGCUAGGUUAAGUACAGAAAUGGUGUGCAUGCUACAUCAACGUACUGAGGACUAAUCUUGUAUCAAAUCCAUGCUUUGUUUUUAAAAAAUGAAAGAAUUUGGCUACAUUAAGUUGUAUGCUCAUUUAGGAACCAUUUGUAGAGAGGCGUUGCUACAAAUUGUUUUGUAGUAGUAUUGGACUUUGCAGUUGCAUUUUAUACAUUUCUGGUGUUUCACGAUUAACUAAUUCGAUUCAAAUGCAUGUCUAAAGAGGGGGUCAAAGGUUUAGUUAACAGUGUUGUGCAUUAUUGGUACUUCUUGUAUAUGUUACUUUUGAACAGGAGGUAAGUGGCCAUUUAACUAUCAACUAUGUUGUGUUUGUGAUUGUGAAUAAAAUGAAGUCUAUUAGUUCUAAAAGAAGGGGAAAAUAUCAUGUUGUGUUUGUGAUUGUGAAUAACUAUGUUGCUUUGUAUUGCCAAAUCUUUGUUACCAUUGAUGUACCCAAGUGGACGGUUAACUUCAAUUUAUCAAUCUAUCAUCUUUGAGUACACAACUCAUUUGUUUUUGGUAAUAUCAUGUUUACUCAAUGCAAUAUGUUUUUACCAUAUUGGUAUAAAUUAUCCCAGCAUUUCUAUUCCAUAAUGGUAAUUCGUCUAAAAGGAUAGUGCAUUACUGAAUAGAGACAUACAUAUUUUUAUCCAAACCUGUUUGUUCUAUUAUAGUUCAGUGGCUGGAAUCUGCUGCCUACAUCCAAAGGAAUUAUCUCAUCAUCUGUAAACAAGUCUGUGUAAAUACAAUUUUUGUUCAAGAGUGGAUCUUUGAUAUUUUGGCACUACAGUGAAUUAGAUGCAUAUUUGACAUACAUUUGUACCAAUCCUACCUUGUUUUGUCAGUGGUAGCCAUUUAUUGAAAUAUUGUACUUUGUGUUCC
Molecule: messenger RNA, 4700 nt
Organism: Sorghum bicolor (sorghum)
Lineage: Eukaryota; Viridiplantae; Streptophyta; Magnoliopsida; Poales; Poaceae
Product: protein LATERAL ROOT PRIMORDIUM 1
Exons: 2
Coding region: 231-1313 (360 amino acids)
Biological process (GO): positive regulation of DNA-templated transcription
Cellular component (GO): nucleus
Molecular function (GO): DNA-binding transcription factor activity; DNA binding
Source: RefSeq, a predicted model, not a curated record